Molecule: messenger RNA, 682 nt
Organism: Medioppia subpectinata
Lineage: Eukaryota; Metazoa; Arthropoda; Arachnida; Sarcoptiformes; Oppiidae
Source: the annotation of a GenBank genome assembly
UACGGAGGCGUUGGCUCACCAUUUCGGCACUUCUUCCGGCCUUUCCGAGUCUUCCGGCAGUCUCGGCCGCUAUUCUUCUUUGUGGCGUUCUUCUCCUUCCUGUCGUUCAGUAUCUAUAUCUAUAAGGUGCUGAAGCAGGUCCACCCCGACACCGGUAUCUCCUCGAAAGCCAUGUCAAUCAUGAACUCCUUCGUGAACGACAUCUUCGAGCGCAUCGCUAACGAGGCCUCACGUCUGGCCCACUAUAACAAGCGCUCGACCAUCACUUCCCGGGAGAUCCAGACCGCUGUCCGCCUAACCACCGUGAAGAAGGCCGGAAAGGCUCAGAAGGCCGUCAGAGCCGGCGAUAAGAAGAAACACCGCAAGAAGAGGAAGGAAUCCUUCAGUAUCUAUAUCUAUAAGGUGCUGAAACAGGUCCACCCCGACACCGGUAUCUCCUCGAAGGCCAUGUCAAUCAUGAACUCCUUCGUGAACGACAUCUUCGAGCGCAUCGCUAACGAGGCCUCACGUCUGGCGCACUAUAACAAGCGCUCGACCAUCACUUCCCGGGAGAUCCAGACCGCUGUCCGCCUCCUAUUGCCGGGAGAGUUGGCCAAACACGCCGUCUCUGAGGGCACCAAAGCUGUCACCAAAUAUACUUCCAGCAAAUAAGUGACCAUCACUUGACACCAAACGGCCCUUU